Molecule: messenger RNA, 897 nt
Organism: Spea bombifrons (plains spadefoot toad)
Lineage: Eukaryota; Metazoa; Chordata; Amphibia; Anura; Pelobatidae
Product: taste receptor type 2 member 41-like
Exons: 1
Coding region: 1-897 (298 amino acids)
Biological process (GO): detection of chemical stimulus involved in sensory perception of bitter taste; G protein-coupled receptor signaling pathway; sensory perception of taste
Cellular component (GO): membrane
Molecular function (GO): G protein-coupled receptor activity; bitter taste receptor activity
Source: RefSeq, a predicted model, not a curated record
AUGUCGUUAAAUGCCCUUAAUAUCGGGAUAAUAGCUUUCGAUGUAUUUGCUUUGGUGGCUUCCAUCCCCGGAAACCUGUUCAUUUUUGUGAAUGGCCUGGGUUGGAUACAGAAUAAGAAACUCCACGUGACCGAACAUCUUAUAUUUGGGAUUAGUGUCUGCAACCUUUGCCACGGAUUUCUGAAGACUGUCAGUUAUUUGAAUUACGUUUUAGAAGGACCCGCUCGCAGUGUAAAUGAAAUUCAGAAGUAUGGAACCGUCAUGUUUCUUACCGUAAUGUCCUGCAAUAUCUGGUUUUGCACUUGGCUUUGUGUUUACUUCUGUCUAAAAAUCGUUAACAUCAACCAGCGGAUGUACCUCGGCCUACAGAGGAAUUUCAACAGGAUAUUUCCCUUUCUUCUUCUUAAGUCCAUACUUGGCUCUUUCUUGGUGAGUCUGCCUGUGGCAUUGGGGGAUACCUAUAAUGCAACUCUCCAUGACUCUUCCGAAACGGUGUCCGUCAAUAUGUUGACAAAAAUAAAAUACCUCUACCAUCUACCGAUCCACAGUACGAUUUCCUCUUUGGCUUUUUUCCUGUUCUUCGGUUCGGCUUUGACCAUCGUCAUCUCUCUCUAUAGACACAUGAAGACGAUGCAAGGCAACGCUGAAGGUUCUCGAAGCCCAAGCGUGGAGGCUCAUGUCCGUGCAGCCAAAACUGUGACCUCUCUCUUGACCCUGAGUAUUAUUUAUUUCCCUUCUGUCCUCGUAGCUACUUUGUGUAGAUGGGACUUUAACUGGUUACAUUCAUCAUCCUGCUUUAUUUCCAUAUUCCAUAUCUUGAGUUCUUUGACUCUAAUAAAAGGAAACAGUAAACUGAACAUGGCCCUAGAAAAACAUUUUCCAUGUUGCCCUUGUUGA